Molecule: messenger RNA, 452 nt
Organism: Rotaria sp. Silwood2
Lineage: Eukaryota; Metazoa; Rotifera; Eurotatoria; Philodinida; Philodinidae
Source: the annotation of a GenBank genome assembly
AUGCUACGGCCACUUAUCUCUGAAAUGGACAUUAGGUAUGAAAAUCAUUUAAUCAAUAUUUUUCAAUAUGAGUUUUUUUUAAGCACAACUGGUUAUCAUUCAUCAAAAAGAAUCGAUUCAAGUGGUCGAUCAAUUAAAGGUCGUGGUUUUAUGUGGUAUACUGAAAAAAGUCGUUCAAGAUCACAUACACCACCACAUUGGCGUUCAGCUGUUGAAGAUCGUAAAAGUCGGCAUACUGAUAAAGAAAAACAUAAUAAUACUAGAGAAGAUCUACAUUUAGGUCGACAUGAAAGACAAAGACAUGAUGAUCAUCAAACUGAAUCAAGAUUGCGACAUAAAUAUCAAUCAAGAUCUCGAAGUCCAGAUAACCAUCGGUCAAUCAUCACUAAACAUAAGGAAAAUAAUGUAUCGAAUAUUUCUCAAAAAAGUCAUCCAUCAUCAUCAUCACCACC